Messenger RNA from Knipowitschia caucasica, 393 nucleotides. NCBI's taxonomy places the organism in Eukaryota, Metazoa, Chordata, Actinopteri, Gobiiformes, Gobiidae. The record is from the annotation of a GenBank genome assembly.
AUGUAUCACUGGGCUUUUCCAGAGCCGACAGUGAGUCAGGGCCUGGCUCAUAGAGGUCCUCAUGGCUCCUCCACUGGCUCUGUUUUCAGUCAGAAGAUGGGGCCUCUCGACAGUAUGUCUGCAGCUCUGCGUGGGCUGAGGGCUGAACAGAGUGAGAACAGCGAGCAGGGCCUUCUUUACAGGACCAUGAUCUCCCUCAAUCGAGGCCAACAGGAAGUGGGAGUUUGCGUUGGCCAACUUCACCCAAAAGAACUGAGCUCAACUCUCCUAACUCUGGCCACCAUCUCCCCAUCCCCCCGUCAGCUGUCCCACAACUGGCUCCUCUGCACAGCAGUUUGUACCAGUGCAGCAGGGUGGCCACGGGAAGACUGUCCUUCAGCGGGACAGCCCUGA